Sciurus carolinensis (gray squirrel) is the source of this 1211-nucleotide messenger RNA. It is a transcript of the gene Tceal9, whose product is annotated as transcription elongation factor A like 9. Lineage: Eukaryota; Metazoa; Chordata; Mammalia; Rodentia; Sciuridae. The record is from RefSeq and is a predicted model, not a curated record. The transcript has 3 exons. Bases 261 to 575 code for a protein of 104 amino acids.
UAGAUCUCAUGUGACCAGGAGUCGACGUGUGCAGAAGUCCUGCUAGUCUGGUCCUUGUUCCCGUCUGGGUACCAGCUUCCUUCGGCAGUGCAGGCGGCAGCGCCGGAGGCCAGCGGAAGGACUCAACUUGCUGGAAUUUUGCAGGUCUGUGGUUCGAACCUCCCAAGGCCACAAAAGUAGGAAAAAGAAGCGGACCGGAUCAAUACCAGAAGUAAUUGCAUUCAAAGAGGAAAAAGCAGGAAAGAAAGAAGAGGCACAAGAUGAAACCCUGUCAGAAAAUUGAAGAAAAACCAGACAAUGAGAAUGAACCAAAACUUGAGGAAGAGCCAAAGCCUGAGGAAAAGCCAGAGGAAGAGGAAGAACCAGAGGAGGAAGAAAACGCAGAAGAAACUUUUAGAGAAAGGCUGAUUCAAUCUCUCCAGGAUUUUAAAGAAGAUAUACAUAACAGGCAUUUGAGCAGUGAAGAUAUGUUUAGGGAAGUGGAUGAAAUAGAUGAGAUAAGGAGAGUAAGAAACAAACUUAUAGUGAUGCGUUGGAAGGUCAAUCGAAACCAUCCUUAUCCUUAUUUGAUGUAGUUCACCUUGAUUUACUUUACCUGAUAUUACCAUUGCUAUAGAGCUUUCUUUUUAUUAGCAUUUUCCUGAUAUAUCUUUGUCCAUCUUUCUACUUUUAACCUGUUGCUGUUAGUAGUUUUAGAUGUAUCUCUUGUUAUCUGCAUCUCAUUGUUUAUUGUAUUUUGAACCUAUCUACAAGUCUCUGUCUUUGAAUAGGAGAGAUUUACUCACUGUAAAAAAGAGGUUCCUGAUAGGAUAUAAAAUGGAAAAAAAAUUACUAAAUAAUAUGUGAAUAUCAUAUUUUUGAAUAAGGUAAGGGUACAUUUGUAUAUUACAUAUAUGCUCAUUUAAAACUUGGGAAGGAUGAAAGACAAAAAGUUCACUCAAGCUGGGCAUGGUGGCACAGGCCUGUAAUCCCAGCAAUUUGGGAGGCUGAAGCAGGAGGAUCAUAAGUUCUAGGCCAGCUUCUGCAACUAAGCAAGAACUUGCCACAAAAUAAAAAGGGCUGGGGAUGUAGCUCUGCGGUAGAGCACUCCUGGGUUCAAUUUUCAGUGCUGCCAAGAUAAAAAAAAAAGUUCAGUUUCAGUGGUGGGAUUAUGAAUAAAAUCUUCUGCUUGUUUGUAUUUUCCAUAUUCCUAAAAUGAAUACACAUUAUUG